Molecule: messenger RNA, 1789 nt
Organism: Macadamia integrifolia
Lineage: Eukaryota; Viridiplantae; Streptophyta; Magnoliopsida; Proteales; Proteaceae
Product: protein DETOXIFICATION 20-like
Exons: 8
Coding region: 60-1529 (489 amino acids)
Biological process (GO): xenobiotic detoxification by transmembrane export across the plasma membrane
Cellular component (GO): membrane
Molecular function (GO): xenobiotic transmembrane transporter activity; antiporter activity
Source: RefSeq, a predicted model, not a curated record
AAGGAAACUCAGCCAAUCUUUGACCUUUAAGAUACUUUUAGUAGUAGAUAGUUUUAGUCAUGGGCAAUGAGACCAAGGUUAGGCUACUUCCUGGCUCAGCUGCGGAAGAAGAGCAACAUCAGUUACUGAGUAGGUUAUGGAUAGAAUCAAAGCAGCUUUGGGUAGUUGCAGGACCUGCCAUCUUAACCCGAUUAUCCAUGUAUGGUACCUUCAUCAUAGCCCAAGCGUUCAUCGGACACAUCGGAAACACCGAAUUGGCUGCUCUCUCAAUCGUUUAUCAUGUCCUUGUUAAGUUCUCUAUUGGAGUAAUGACAGGCAUGUCCAAUGGACUAGGAACUCUAUGUGGGCAAGCAUAUGGAGCAAAACAGUAUUACAUGUUAGGGAUAUAUUUGCAGAGGUUCUGGUUGAUUGAGUUCUUCUUUUGCUUUCUUCUUCUCCCACUCUUUAUCUUUAGUGCCCCAGUUCUGGAGUUACUUGGGCAAACUGAUAAGAUAUCAGUUAUGGCUAACAUAAUUGCUGUCUGGUACAUACCCAUAAUGAUAUCUCAUGUCUUUCGUUACACCCUUCGGAUGUAUCUUCAAAGCCAUGGGAAGAAUAUGGUGGUGACCUGGUCUGGGGUGGCGACGCUGAUCAUUCAAGUCAUAUGUUGUUGGAUUUUGGUGGAAGAUAUGAAAUUGGGAGUUGCAGGUGUGAUGCUCGCCAUGGAUAUUGCCAGUGUAAUCCCUAUAAUUGGGUUGUUGAUGUUUGUUUUCUGGGGCGGUUGUCCACUAACUUGGAAUGGAUUCUCCAUGCAUGCCUUUUCUGAUCUAUGGCCGAUGGUGAAACUGUCUGUCUCUUCUGGUGUGAUGCUUUGCUUGGAGAUGUGGUACAACUCUGUGUUAAUUCUAAUCACUGGGAACACUAAAGACGCUGAGAUUUCAAUCGAUGCUCUCUCGAUUUGCCUGAAUAUCAAUGGUUGGGCAAUGGUGCUUUCCUUCGGUUUCCUCGCUGCAGCAAGUGUUAGGGUUUCAAAUGAGCUUGGGAGGGGAAGCGCCAAGGCAGCAAAGUUUGCAAUAAUUGUGGUGGUUUCAACUGCUCUAGUAAUUGGGCUUAUCUUAUUGGGCUUAGUACUGGCUUUUAAAGAUAAAAUUUCCUAUAUUUUUUCCAAUAGUUUGGAGGUGGCCAAUGCUUUUUCAGACCUCUCCAUUCCCUUGGCCUUUUCACUGCUAUUGAACAGUAUCCAACCUGUUCUCUCUGGGGUUGCUGUUGGUGCUGGGUGGCAGAGUAAGGUUGUGUACAUCAACAUCAUUUGUUAUUAUUUUGUAGGGCUUCCUCUUGGUGUCUUACUUAAAUAUGUUGCCGAUCUCGGUGUGAAGGGAAUAUGGAUGGGAAUGAUAGGAGGCACCCUAGCUCAGACUUUGAUGCUUCUUUACUUCACCUACAAGACAAAUUGGGAUAUGCAGGUCACCAUGGCAAAGGCACGGGUAAAUAAAUUGGCCAUCCCUGCUCCGGAUGAAUUGGACAAUACCAAUGCUUCAGAAAAUAAUUAGUACUGUGAUGUGUAUUUCCAUGUGGCUAGUAUUCAAGUUCAUGGUUAGAUUUUUUUUUCAAGAUCCCAUCGAUCUUUGUUUGUAUUAUGAUAAGCCUAGCUAGUAUUGUAAUCCCUAGCAAUGGUAUUGCUAAUAGCCUGGCAAAGAAGGCCAUGUCGUUUUCAUGCAAGACAGAGUGGCUACAGUCCAAUAAUCCUCAGCUCCUCGAACUUAUUCUUCAGGAGGCCUUAAGCUAUACAUGAUGAUCUGCUAUUGAAUAA